AGACUGCACUCGGGCUGCUGCUCAGUGUCGGCGCGUCGCUUAAUGUCAGCUGUUAGCCGACACACGACUUUAAUAGAUAUAUAUGUUUCAUAUAUUUCAUAUUUCUGCGCGUCGUAACUCGUAGAUAUUACAGGUAACUCGCUUUCAUCGUUAGGUUUCAAUUAGGGCAACAUUAGCCGACUGAUUGAGCUAGCUUAACUUCGCUGAGGAGCUAACUGGUGUUCCAGCUUCACAGACACAAGAUGCUGGAGUCCAUUAAAGUGACAGAAAGACUUCACUGGCCAAAGGUAGAAAUGUCCAAAAAGUACAUCUUAAACUCUGCUGACAAGGCACUGAGUCCAAGCCAAGUUUACCUGGAGAAGAUUUCUUCCAGCGUCCUUAAAGACCUCUUCAGCAGGGGCUCCAGCAGCUACAACGUCCUGCAGCAGGCUGAGGAGGAGGAGGAGGAGGAGGAGGAGGAGGAGGAGAAGAAGAAGAGUCCGAAGCAGUCCCCGUUCAAGAGGCCAAAAACAUCCGUGAAAUGUGGCGCCACGUUUAGUAGAAGAAAAUGCCAAGGCAUGGCUCCUAAAAAGUGCCGUGCACCAGAGGGUGGCGGUAAACCUGCACAGACAAAUCGUGUUCUCUCAGGCAAUCUCUCUAAACCAGCACGAAACAUCGCAGUAGUGGGCAGCACCAUGGGCCUCACCCCGCGUACUGUUCCACAGCUCAGGAAGAUGUGCACCCCCAAUUCCCCUCGCACUAAACUUCCCUCGAUCACACGGGAAGUGGAAAAUGCCAAGAGGCUCUGCAUCCUUUCAGCCAUCAAGCCGUCUAAUGUUGAGAAAGAGAAGGCCAAGUUUUUCAAGUCUGACUUCAACUAUAAUCCACAGUUUGAGUACAGCAACCCGGUUCCUCCACUCGUCCUGGGACGACACAACACUGCCUCAGAGCGCUUCCUGACACAGGCAGUGAACAUCAUGGAGCUUGCCCUGCAGCGAUAUGGCAGCUAUGAGAAGUUUGAGCAGUCUACUGGGGGAAACCUCCUCAGCAAGAGUCGCGUCCGGCACAACGUCAAGAAGUACAUGGAGAAGGAAGGCUGCCUGGGGGAGAUCGUGGUGCAGGUGACAGACGACCUCCUGUCCAGAGCCUCCAUGACGGUGGUGAACAGCAGACCCACACUGACCAUCAACAUCAGCACGGCCCGAGAGUUCUGGCUGGAAGGUCUGCUGAGGCAUGAGAUCGGCACACAUUACUUCCGUGGCAUCAACAACUGCCACCAGCCGUGGAGCAGCGGCGUGGGCAGGAAGAAGCACAACCUGAAGCCUCUGAACCCCACAGAGGAGGGCCUGGCCAGCAUCCACAGUGUCCUGUUCAGGAAAGACCCCACGCUGUGGCGCGCCGCCCUGCUCUACUACACCGUCUACCAGGCCAGCCACGUGUCCUUCUCUCAGCUCUUCCACGAUCUGGGACGCUUCGUCCAGGACCCCAACACCCGCUGGGACUACUGCGUCCGAGCCAAGAGGGGCCAGAGCGACACAGCUCAGCCAGGGUGCUUCAGUAAAGACCAGGUCUACCUGGAUGGUAUCCUGAAGAUCCUGAGGUACAGAGACAAGAUCAACUUCCCCCUGCUGAUGGCUCUGGGAAAGGUGUCCUUUGAAGAUGUGGACCGCCUGAAGGCUCUGGCUCAGAUGGAGAACGUCCGCAUCCCACACUUCAUGCAGGACCAGACGAGGUACGCCGAGCAGCUGGUGAAAAUCAUGACGGUUAACCGGCUGACUGACGAGGAGCUGAAGACUAUCAUCUGAGCCCACUCCCCCUCACGCCUGAAUAAAACCCUGCCGGCCGCGGCCCGCAUGCCUCCACACCAUCACGUGCACGAGGUGUGGGGUUCUCCCAGCAUGCUGUUCUGUAUGUGAUGUAGAGAAGUUCAUCUUCUUCACCAGUGCCAAGACAAAACCAGGAUUGCUGAUCAAAACAAAACUUAACUAGAAAGUUAACGAAGCUCUUGGUGCCAAACGUUUCUACUUUCUACGUCUGAUACUCGUUCCCUCAUUAAGACCGUCUCCGCAGCGAAGGGUUUCUAAAAGAGUUCAUGAUCUGGAUUAGAGCCCGAUGCUGCGUUAUAAAGUCUCAACAUUAUCAGGAUCCUUAAAUGUGUUUAAAGGUUAAUAUAAUACGUGCUUUGUGGUGCACACUAGUAACGGGGGAAACGAGCGAGCUGAUCCGGGACCAGUGAUGCAGACGUCAUCUUGAUGCUUCACUUGUGUGUGAACAUAGUUUAAUCCUCAAACUGAUCUGAAAUAAGCGUUCUUUGUCUGCACCUGUGAUCUAAGUGUACUUACCUGAUGUUUUAUAUCCGUGAAGAAGAACUGUGUCGUACAGAAGCAUUAUCAUCAGUGUCACACACACGCCUCAUAAUUCUUCUACGUGUGUGUGUGUGUGUGUGUGUGUGUGUGUGUGUGUGUGUGUGUGUGUGUGUGUGUGUGUGUGUGUGUGUGUGUGUGUGUGUGUGUGUGUGUGUGUGUGUGUGUGUGUGUGUGCGGAAGUCGUUUGUGUAUUUUGAGGCGAGUUCCUCUUCACGUUCUCGUGCACCGACCCGUUUGACUGUUUGCACUUUGUUACCUAAAUCUACCUUUUUAAUGUUUAUAAUAUACUCGUGUGUUUUACAAACGGACCAAACGCCUUUUAAUUUUCCUGUCGCACUCUGAGUUCUUGUGUCGUUGACACCACGUGGAGUAAUGCGUGUGGCUCUGCUCCCUGGGGGGUACGGGUUACGUCCUGUGGUUUCUAUUUAAGUGACUUUUGGGAUAUUCAUAGAAGCAAUCUUCAAAUAAAGUGGACACCUAAA
This is a messenger RNA of Cottoperca gobio, 2827 nucleotides long. RefSeq names its product microtubule associated tyrosine carboxypeptidase 2 (gene matcap2). The coding region runs from base 243 to 1784 and encodes 513 amino acids. The record is from RefSeq and is a predicted model, not a curated record. NCBI's taxonomy places the organism in Eukaryota, Metazoa, Chordata, Actinopteri, Perciformes, Bovichtidae. The transcript is spliced from 7 exons.